Portunus trituberculatus (swimming crab) is the source of this 3399-nucleotide messenger RNA. Its product is annotated as spore coat protein SP87-like. Gene Ontology annotation, cellular component: keratohyalin granule; cornified envelope. NCBI's taxonomy places the organism in Eukaryota, Metazoa, Arthropoda, Malacostraca, Decapoda, Portunidae. The coding region runs from base 89 to 3115 and encodes 1008 amino acids. Gene Ontology annotation, molecular function: protein binding. The transcript has 16 exons. Gene Ontology annotation, biological process: establishment of skin barrier. The record is from RefSeq and is a predicted model, not a curated record.
UUCUGAAUUUAGCGGGGCUUCCAGGUGACAGUACUUGGUUGGGAGUGAGGUUGGUGACUUGAGGUGUGCCGGGAAGCCGUGGUUGUUGAUGUCUGUAGCCAUGGCGCCUUAUCAUGGGUGUUCUCUCUGGUUUCUCUUUCUGUUGACCUUUGCAGCAGUCGGUCGUUUGUAUGGUGAAGAUAGUGGUGAGGACUCGCGGUGUGAAGUGCGGGCUGUGAGAUGCUGUAAGUACGCGAUGUUUUCGUCGGAGUUUUUCAAGUGCUGUAAGAAGAUGGGAUGUUGUCCUCGCAGGUGUAUGAAGGAGGCACCGGAAUCUAAGGAAGAUUCUAGCGCGAGUGUAAGUGUUUCGGAAUCGGAGGAAGAGUGUAAGCAAGGAAGAGUUUGCUGCCGCUUUCGCCCCAAUACAUUGGAGUAUAUGCAGUGUUGUGAGAGGCACCAGUGCCGCCCUUCCUGUCGCAGCGUGCCUAAAGGUUGCUGCUACAACAACAAGACAUGGAAGUGGGGCAGCGUGGUGGAGGCGGUGGACGAGGACUGUGUAGAGAUAAAGUGCGCUGCAAAAAGGGUUGCCCAUUGGCCCUACCUCGUAGCCAAACUGGUGCUUGUUCCUCAGACUAACGUGCUGUGUUUUGAACCAAAGUGUGGGGACUGCAAUGAACAGCGGUGCGUGGAUGAGACGGGAAUGCUGCGGGAAGAAGGCGAAAAGUUUUACAUGGGCAGGUGCCGAAGGUGUGAGUGCCUUCCUAGUGGAAGGGUAGUCUGUAAACCUGUGGAUCACGCGUGUCCACCUAUACCCACGGCCAUCCCUCGGCAUUGCACUGUAGUAAAAGGACUCUGCUGUGACACGCUCAAUUGUUCAGUGGAGCGCACUUGUCGUGAUCUUGACGACGAUCGCGAGCAUGCCCUGUACACGACCUGGAGAAGCGACCCGUGCACCAUCCACAGGUGUACUCUGGCAGGCAUCCUCACCAGGCGGGAGUCCUGCAGACCGAUGCCACACCCUAACUGCAUGAAGGAAGAAGAGUAUUAUAAAAUCAUUUCAUCCGAGGAAUGGAGUAGCGGCAGCUCUGAUGAGGGAACUAGCGAGGGGAGCAGCGACACUGGCGAGGAAAGCCAGGAAGGAAGCGGCGACACUAGCUCUAGCUCUGGCUCUGGCGAGGGAAGCGGCGGCUCUGGCUCUGGCUCUGGCACUGGCACUGGCUCUGGCGAGGGGAACGGCGGCUCGGGCACUGGCUCUGGCGAGGGGAACGGCGGCUCGGGCACUGGCUCUGGCGAGGGGAACGGCGGCUCGGGCACUGGCUCUGGCGAGGGGAAUGGCGGCUCGGGCACUGGCUCUGGUUCUGGCGAGGGGAGCGGCGGCUCGGGCACUGGCUCUGGCGAAGGGAGCGGCGGCACGGGCACGGGCACGGGCACUGGCUCGGGCACUGGCUCUGGCUCUGACGAGGGAAGCGGUGGCUCGGGCACUGGCUCGGGCACUGGCUCUGGCGAGGGGAGCGGUGGCUCGGGCACUGGCUCGGGCACUGGAUCUGGCGAGGGGAGCGGUGGCUCGGGCACUGGCUCUGGCUCUGGCGAGGGGAGCGGCGGCUCGGGCUCGGGCUCGGAGUCUGGAUCUGGCGAGGAGAGCGGCUCGGAGUCUGGGUCUGGCGAGGGAAGCGGCUCGGGCUCGGGCUCGGGCUCGGGCUCUAGCUCGGGCUCAGGACCUGGAUCAGGCGAGGGGAUCGGCGAGGGGUCUGGGUCAAGCUCUGGCUCUGGCUCUGGCGAAGAGAGCGGCCGAUCAAGUUCCGAGGAAGAGUUCCGGUGCUGCCCGAGGUGGAAGUGCGGGCUCGACUGUCGCGUCGUUCGCUGCUCCUUGGUGCCUCCUGGUGAAGACUGUGUGGAAGUGUAUGAACCUCUUGCCUGUUGUCCUCGCUGGAAGUGCAGCGGAUGUGUGGAUAGGCACCGCCAGUACCACCACCUCGGCAGCGUGUGGCAUCCGACGCCCUGCACAACCCUUGCUUGCAGUCCCUUAGGAAUCGUUAAUACCACGAAGCCCUGCAAACCGAAGCCACAUGACAUCUGCUUCGAGGAACCAUCAAAGGACGGCUGCUGCCCUGUCUACAGUUGUGGCGGAUGUGUGGACGAAGAAAAUACAUUCCACCCAAUGUUUAGUAAGUGGGAAGUGACGCAAUGCAAUCGUCUAACCUGUACAACAAAUGGCAUCAUUCCUUGGGAACCGGAAUGUCCACAGAAGCCCCACGAGAAUUGCCGCAGAGGGCCCAGAGGCAAGGAUUGCUGCCCUGUGUGGGAGUGUGGACCCGAUUGUCGAACUGUGAGAUGCGCCGGGCCUCUCCACAGUGGCUGCACACCUCACAUGGAACCGCUGACCUGUUGCCCAAGAUGGGACUGCAAGUCUUGUGUGGACGAGAAUGAUCGCAGGCAACCAUUGGACAGCACUUGGCGCACGAAUGAUCCGUGCACAAACCACACCUGCACGGAGAAAGGAGUUACUUCUGUUAGUGUCACAUGUGCGCUGAGCGGUCCCCCGCGUGAAGGGUGCUUCGAGUACACUCCUGAGGGAGAGUGCUGUUCCCGUUGGAACUGCAGCGGUUGUUUGGAUGAUUACGGGGUCUUCCACCGGAUUUUUGAAGCAUGGAGCAGUGACGCUUGUACCAGACACUUCUGCGCCUCGUCCGGCAUAAUAACGCAGGAGUUGCAGUGUCCACCUUUGGGUACUAUACCUCACCCGAACUGUGUUAUGCACCAGGAGCCCGGGGAAUGUUGCUCUAGAUGGAAGUGUGGACCAGACUGCAGGCUCGUAUUGUGCCCACGACCUCCAGGAGGAACCUGCACGACGCACCGUCCUCCCCUUGCGUGCUGCGACGAAUACCAGUGCAGCACCGGCUGCACAGACAAUCAGGGCAGGAAGCGUAACCUGGGCGACACCUGGUUCACACCGCCAUGCCUACUGUACAUCUGCCGGGAUGAAGGAGUAGUCACCCACAAUUUUUGUGAUGCCGGGUCCCUGUAUCGCAAUUCUACUAACCUGAAACGAUCAGCUGGGUUUGAUGAGCCUGCGUAUGGUUCUGAAAGCAAAAAGGCAGCGACAGCCGCGCCGUCGCUACCUGACCAGGCCUCUUAACAUAAGUGAUGGCCAGGCGCUCCUCACCUUCCCUUAGCUCCCGGUGGCGUUGCAGCGUGCUUUGAGGAGUCUCUUGAGAGAUGCAUUCCUUCUGAUCAUCUAUCGUGACGUCUGCGAGGUUGCUGCCGCUUACCACUUUCUGUGAUAAUUUUACCUUCGUUUAGAACAUGUUGUGUGAUUUAGGAUGUUUAAUUUAGAGGUUUGUUCUGUUAUUUUUAUGAAUUUAGAAAGGUUGUUUUAAUACUUUAUAACGUCCAGAAUUUAUUAAAAAAUUGAUUUUGAGA